AUGAUGCAGUUCGUUUUUGUACAAUUCUUAGUUAUCAUUUUACUUGCAAAACAUAUUUAUUGCAUUAGUAAAGCAAAAUCGGUUCAAACAACAGAUGAUGCAUUAGAAUACCUGAAUAAAUUCGGUUAUAAUCCGUGUGCAACAACAACGUCGAAAGCACUAUGUAGUCUUGAUUUCAAAUCGGUGGUAAAAAAUUAUCAGAAACGAUGGGGUUUGAAGGUAACAGGUACACUUGACGAACAAACGAAAAAAAUGAUGAAUAGACCAAGAUGCGGAUUACCAGAUUUAACUGAGAACAAACCCAUUAAUGAAUUAAAAACACGAGCGAGCAAAUGGUCACGGAAUACGUUAACGUGGGCGUUAAGAAAUGGACCAACACAGUUAAGUUUAACUAAAACAACAAAAAUCAUUGAAGAAUCUUUUGGAGAAUGGUUAAAAUAUAUACCAUUAGAUAUUCAGAAAGUUUGUUCAUCUUGUGAAGCGGAUUUUGUGUUAGAGUUCAAUCGAGAUCGACACGAUGACCCUUAUCCAUUUGAUGGAUCGGGUGGUACUUUGGCACACGCUUAUUUACCGGAAGACGGUCGGGUUCACUUUGACUCUGAUGAAACUUGGACGGAAAGUUUUGAUUCACUGCAGACAAAUCUGUUUCUCGUUGCCGUACACGAACUUGGACAUGCUCUUGGAUUAGAUCAUACUUUUAAUACAAAAUCGAUUAUGUAUCCCGCAUAUCAACCUAUGGCACGAGAUAAAAUACUACCGUCUCCUGAUCAAGAUGCAAUACAGGAUCUCUACGGGAAGAAAACAGACAAUACAGUAACUGCCAAAUCACCAACAAGAGUAAGUCAAGCAACAAUUUCAAAAUAUCCAACUCUACGUACCACAUCGUCACAAACGUCUAUCCAUGGUGAAAUGCAUACACGAUGUCGCUUGUUUCUCGAUGCUGGUCAUUUAAGUCCCGAUAAAACUUUUCACACAUUUAAAGUCGGUAUGGUUUGGCGUUAUUUAAUUGAUUCUGAAAGUUGGGAAACAAUACCAAGUACUUACCGAUCAAAAUACAAAAAACUACCAAAUAAAGUCUCAGGAAGUGUAUACAAGUCGGUAGCACGUUUAAUAUACAUUUUUUCUAGCAGUCACGUUUAUCGAUAUACGGUCGAUCGAAACAAUCAAAUUGAAUUUAAAAACGAACAGGAACUACCAGAUUAUUUACACGAUGCUGUAGGAGCAAUCUAUUAUCUUAGUCAGGUGUAUAUUGUAAAAACGCAUACAAUUCAUUUAUUUGAUUUAGACAAUACAUAUGAACAAUCGGAACCCCGUUUAAUGACCGAGGAGUUCCCCCGAUUCUAUGGCACUGUUAAAUCAGCAUUUACGUAUCUAAAUAUGCAUCAUUUUUUUACAGCAGAUCGUCUCGUUUUUAUUUGGUCAGAAUCGCUUGUUACAUGGAAAACUUAUGCAAAACCCAUGGAAACAUCUUGGUUCGCUUGUUCUACGCCUGAUACACCUGUUACACGUCCAGAUCGACAUCGACAUCAGCAUCAUCGUCAACAUCAUCAUAAACAUCAUCACUGGAUAAACUAG
This is a messenger RNA of Didymodactylos carnosus, 1575 nucleotides long. Lineage: Eukaryota; Metazoa; Rotifera; Eurotatoria; Philodinida; Philodinidae. The record is from the annotation of a GenBank genome assembly.